Penicillium subrubescens is the source of this 258-nucleotide messenger RNA. RefSeq lists its product as uncharacterized. The transcript has 2 exons. Bases 1 to 258 code for a protein of 85 amino acids. NCBI's taxonomy places the organism in Eukaryota, Fungi, Ascomycota, Eurotiomycetes, Eurotiales, Aspergillaceae. The record is from RefSeq and is a predicted model, not a curated record.
AUGACCAAGUCCAACUCUAUUGACGGGACAGUAAAAGCCAUCCAGGGUUGCCGAUUCAUCUCUGGGAUCAAACUGCUCCGGUUUGGAAUCCUCUUCCGUGAAUCUGUGUUUGACGACCAAGUGAUCCCAGCCCUGCUUGACAGUCGUAAAUUUAUCGCUGCAUCGGAGCUGCGAGCAACACAGGGGUGGCUCAAGCUCGUUUGUCCACCCAUGGAAAUCUGUCAAGUGUCUCUGGACAUGCACACGUUCAAAUGCUAG